UAACAAACAAACUUGAUUGCGAAAUGAUGUUUGUUAAAAAUUAGGUUUUUUGCUUCAUUUGAAUUCAGUGAAUUUUAAUGGACUUAUGCUUUUAAAAAAGUUGAAUAUGAUCAAAUGGAAAUUGACAAUUCUAGUUUUGACUAGUUUGCACGUUGGUUUAAUUGUAAGCAAUAGUAAUAAAAUCGAACUAGGGAUAGGAAAUUUUCCAAUACCAGAUUUACAAAAGCAGUAUCCUGGAACCACUAUUAUUACGUCUGAAGAUGAUAAUGGUGUGGAAAAAUCGUGGGAGCUUAAGUUUUACCUCACGAUACAAAAUCCAAAUGACAUUAAACCUCUCAGCACUAUUCUGGAAAUAAAAAGUUUGAGCCAUAUUCUUACAUUGGAAUUUGAAAUAAUCAGCGGUGUCAAAUAUUUUAAACUAAAAAAAAAUCCUGACCAUGUAUUGGAUGUUAUAGCAGUGAAUAAAAUGCGAAAAAAUACAAUGUUUAUAAGAAUAACAAAAAACGAUGGUUUUCAGAUAACUAUUGACACUAUUGAUAAUCAAUUUAAAAGUAAACUUAUAAAGAUUUUUUCAACUGAAAAAAGAAUUGAAACAAUUGAUUUUGGUGUAAAGGAUCGCUAUUUAACUGUUGAAAAUUUGGUAUUUAACUCAGGAUCUAUAAAUGACUUGGUAAUAGAAGGUAAAACAGGUGAAAAAGUCAAAGAAAGUAACAGCGAAGAUGAAGAGAAUGAAGAAGAUGAAGAAAAUAGCGGUGAAAAAGAAGAUUUGAAAAGAUCACUACAUGGAGUUAAAGCAUUUAAUACACUUAAAAAAGACAACGAUGGAGUUUUGGAAAAAUCCUGGCAACUUUACUUUGACCUUGUAGUCCCACGACUUGUUUCUGGGGUAGUUCUCAAAAUAAAAAGCUUGACUAACCCAAAAGUUUUAGACCUUAUACUUCGCGUUAAUAAUUAUGAUACUAAAAGUUUAAAUUUGGUUCAAAUUAUAACAGAUUCUGAAGGCUUUCAAUCUUCUAAUAUAUUAGCUAAGUUUGAUAUGGAUCGUAACUUAUGGGAAAAAGCUAUGAAAGUAAAAAUUUUCAAAAGUGAUGGUAUACAGUUAAUUGUUGAUGAUCAUUAUAAAAGUGCUCUGAUAAAUAGCGAAUCUCUCCCUGAAUAUGCAUUAAGAAACGCUUUGAUUGAUUUCAAAGAAAAAAAUGAAGGAAUAACUGUUAAAAAUAUGAUGUUCAUCAAUGGAGAGUCAGCACUACGAUCAUUUAAAACAGAAAAAUUGUUCACAACAUUUCGUAUUCUUGUUGAUUUAAGAAUUACUAAAAAGAGUUCUGGGUCGCAUCUGUUGUUUAACAUAAAGAACAAAAAGCAAACACUUAUUGAAGUUUUAUAUCAACAGGAUAAAAUACGGUAUUGUUAUUUUUUAGCAGAGGAAACUGAUAAAUGUAAAGAUUUAGAAGUUGAAAAGGAUAAAUGGGUACAUUUGUUGAUUGAACAGUGGAAAGCAUCAGACACAUUUUACAACACUAUUAAAGUAAACUCUGGUAUUCGGCAGUAUAUAACUGAUAGAAUAAAUGGCAGAUCCAUUACAAACAGUUUUAAAAUACAAGACCCAAAAAUUAAUGAUGUGUUAGUUACUUAUAAUGUUUUGAAUGCAGAUAUCAAAAGUUUUGUAAUCUUCAAUCCAGCAUCUGAUACAUUUGGAGUUAUUCGCUUCAAUGGCAAACAAGUUUAUCAAAAUCGUUGGACAAAAGAAAAUUCUAAAGUUGUUUGUACAAUGUUAAAAUAUAACUUUAUGCAUGAAAUGACUAUAGAUAAAGAUAUACAAUUUUAUAAUGGUUUUGAAUACAAUAAUGAAGCUUUUAGCUGCAAUGGAGAUGAACAGUCUUUAAGUGAUUGCAGACGAGAAAAUUAUGUGUCUGUUAUAAAACAACCUGCAGCAGCUGCAUGUACUAAUUGGUCGGAUGAUUUGUUAGAUGAAUCAUUAGAUUCUAUAUUGUUAACAGGAACAAACAUGAAUAUAAUUAGUUCUCUUAACUAUUAUUUGACAGAUUUAAAACAAAGAUUUGGGGAAUGGAGUUGCAGUUCAGUUAAUCCUGAUAAUCAAAACAUCUGUUCUGUUGAUGAUGUCAUAUCAGAAGCACUCUCAAAUCUGCAAAACCUUGAAAAUGAAACUGCAAAAAAAGCUAUCAAACUAUCUGAUAAACAUAACUUACAAAAACUUCUUGAGUUUGAGUUUCUUAAAAAAAGUUUUGACUAUUUAAAAAAUGAACUCUUUAAGACAAAGACAAGUAUUGGCAAAUAUUUUAGAAAUUUAGCUGAUUUCGAUAAUCAACUUGCUAACCACGAUUUGACAUAUGCGCGUGAUAUGUGGGAUAAAGCUAACAACAUUAUUAAAGAAAAAGAAGAUAAUCUGCUUAAUUCAAUACUUGAGUUACGGGAUAGCGCUAUAGCAACAGAGGCUGGUGAUUUAAUACGCCAGGUUGCAAAGCUUACAAUUCAAAUCCUUGGGCGGUUAAAUCCAAUUAAAUGGAUCACCGAUACAGAUGAAGGAAUAAUUGGACCUAUUGAGACUUCAACUGAAAUAGCCAGAGCUACUGCAAACUUGGCAACUAUAGCAAUAGUUUAUUCUGAUAAUAUUGGAAAAUUAAAUGUUAUUUUGGAGAAAUCAAAUGAAAAGCGUUCAGAAAAUAAAGAAACCUUUACUAAAAUUAAUGAUAUUUUAAAUAAAGCUAAAUCAAAUAUCAAGUUAACCCUUGCUGAUUGUAAAACAUUUUUAGAAUUGUAUGGUGGCUAUACACCUGCUAUUGAACAAAGUGAUAUAGAUGCUUAUUCUGGUAUUGUUGAAGUUAUGGUAGAUACCUUUAUUGAAAAAAUGUCUGAUCCUCAAUCAUUUGUUGGCAUAAUUGCAAGUGCAAUUGGUGAAAGUAAGGCAAACAAUAUAAAAAUGGCGCUAAAACUCCUUUUUGGUCAGUAUGAAGUAGUUAAAGAAAAGCAAUCAGAGAUAAUGGAUGCUUUUGCAAGAAGUGCAAGAUCUAUGUUAGCUAAAAAAAGUGCAGAAGAUAUUAUUAAUGAUUCUGGUAAUACUGAUUUCCAAAAAAAGCUCAAAAUGAUAAAAGGUGUUUAUCUAACACGAUUACAAAAACUAAGAUUGUAUACUGAUCUAUGUCACAUAUACACUUACAGAAAUCAUGGUAUGCAGACAAGUGAUUGCACUCAGAUACUAAUGGAUCCAGAUAUCAGUGAUUUCAGAUUACUAUCUUACAACUUAAUGCCAGAUAUGUGUAGUAAUGCUGAAACAAUUUCAAAAGUUGUUUUAAUUCCAUUAAACUUAGAAGGAGACAUUACGAAAGGAAUACUGUCAUCUAAUGAGUUAUUUCGAUAUCAUCAGUCAGCAGAUCCUAAAAAAAACGAAUGGGUUACAAGCGGAACAACAAGUUUUAAAAUUCCAAAUAAGCAAUGGCUGGUAAAUCAUGGCUGGAUUUCCAGUGAAAUAAAAGAACCAAUUUUUUUAAAGAAAUUAGAACUAUUUUUACCCCCUGAGACAAAAGAUGUUACAUUUUCUUACGAAGUAGAGAUGCAAUUGCAAACCGUAACUUUGAGAAAUGUAAAAUACUCAUUUGAAAGCAAAAUUAAAAAUAAAAUAUCAUACAAUUCUGAAGACUGUCUAAAACCUGAAAAUAACCCAUAUAAAAUGACAGAUUGUAGAAAAUUGUUACCAAAUCUCUGUAUUCUUACUUCUGGGCAAGUAGAUGGAGGUUUUCUUCCUGUAUUAGAGGACUCAAAGUUUUCAAUAUCCUUGCGAAGUCGAACAAAGUUAACUAAGUUAUAUCCUUUAGAUAUAAUCUACCUAAAGGCAAACGUAGAAUUUUGUUCAAAAAAACAAGAGCGAACAACAAAAAGUGAGAUUAGUAAACCCGUUAUUCUUGAUGAAGAUACAGAGUCAUGUUGUACUGAUGCAAAUCAAUAUUUUGAUCUUUUUGCACAAAUUAAUUCUCAUCAGAGAAUUAGGAGUCGCCACGCUUUUUGUAAAGUUUGCCCUGAAAAUUCGACGCCUAAGUUCUUUGGUUAUUUCUGUCAAAAAUGCCCACAGGGUUUCAAAGAAACAAAUGAGUGGUUUGGUUGCGAACAAAACACCGAUACUACGCUUACAAAAUCAUCAAAAGGAAAGAAAAUUCGAAAACAUCGAAAAAAAGGAAAUCCAAAAAUAUCGAAGAGUAAAACCAACAAAAAUUAAACAAUUUAUUUAAAAACACAAAAGAGUUUUCUUUUCUUUUUUUUUUUUUAUUUCUUUAUAAAACUUUGUGUUAAAAAAAUAUUUGUUUUAUUUUGACAAAGAAAUUUUUAUUAAAGACAUAAAGUUAUCUUUAAUAUAAGAAUGUAUUUUCAUUUGUGGUAAUAUACAUAUACAAAUU
This is a messenger RNA of Hydra vulgaris (swiftwater hydra), 4406 nucleotides long. RefSeq lists its product as uncharacterized. NCBI's taxonomy places the organism in Eukaryota, Metazoa, Cnidaria, Hydrozoa, Anthoathecata, Hydridae. The record is from RefSeq and is a predicted model, not a curated record. Gene Ontology annotation, cellular component: membrane.